GCUUCGACCCCAGUCCCGGGCGAGCCGGCCUGGACGCUGUGCCACCGCGGGCAGCGAUGCGCAGAGGGUCCGCGCCGCCCCGGGGCCGCCGUGCGGCACCAUGAAGCUCCGCAGCAAGGCGGCAGCGCUGCUCCUGCUCGCGCUGGCCGUGCUGCUGCUGGCGCUGCUGUCCUUGCGCGCCGGCCGGGACCCGGAGCCCCCUGGGUUCCCCGCGCGCCCCGAGGUUGCCCCUCAGCGCCGACACGCGCCGGUCUCCACUCUCCCUCCGGAACCCCGCGCCUUCCCCGGAGCCGCUGGCCCGCGCUCCCCCAGGCGCCGGCCCCCGCGUCUGCGCCCCCGAGCGGGCCGCCCGCACGCCGCCAGCCUCCAGAAGUUGGCGAGGAGGCCUGGGGAAGUGAGGAGUUUGCACUCUGUACCACCAGAGCUCUGGAUUCACCUGGCUGUGGUGGCCUGUGGCAACCGGCUGGAGGAGACUCUGGUCAUGCUCAAGUCAGCUGUGCUUUUCAGCCACAGGAAGAUGCGCUUUCACAUCUUCACGGAAGAUGCUCUGAAGCCCGAGUUUGAUAAACAGUUGCGCCAGUGGCCUGACUCGUAUACAAAGAAGUUUGAGCACAGACUCUACCCUAUCACAUUUUCUGUCGGAAACCCUCAGGAAUGGAAGAAACUAUUCAAACCCUGUGCGGCCCAGAGACUCUUUCUUCCGGUGAUCUUAAAGGAUGUGGACUCACUUCUCUACGUCGACACUGAUGUCCUCUUUCUGCGGCCCGUGGACGACAUCUGGAAGCUUCUGAGGCAGUUUAACUCCACCCAGCUUGCUGCCAUGGCCCCAGAGCAUGAAAUCCCCAAGAUUGGCUGGUACAGUCGCUUUGCGAGGCAUCCUUUCUACGGCUCCGCAGGGGUGAACUCAGGGGUCAUGCUCAUGAACUUGACUCGCAUAAGAAGUACCCACUUCAAGAACAGCCUGAUUCCAACAGGCCUGGCUUGGGAGGAGAUGCUGCUCCCGCUGUACCAGAAGUAUAAGAAUGCCAUCACGUGGGGAGACCAGGAUUUAUUAAAUAUUAUUUUUUAUUUCAACCCAGAGUGUCUCUACGUGUUCCCCUGCCAGUGGAACUACCGCCCUGAUCACUGCAUGUAUGGAAGCAACUGCAAAGAGGCUGAGCGGGAAGGCGUGUCUGUUCUGCAUGGCAACCGUGGCGUCUACCACGACGACAAGCAGCCCACUUUCAGAGCGCUCUAUGAAGCAAUCCGGGAUUUUCCCUUUCAGGACAAUCUUUUUCAAUCUAUGUACUACCCUCUGCAGCUGAAAUUUCUGGAGAUGGUGCAUACCCUGUGUGGACGGAUCCCCCAGGUUUUUCUCAAGCAGAUUGAGAAAACGAUGAGAAGAGCUUACGAGAAGCACGUCAUCAUCCACAUGGGUCCUGACCCCAGGAGCUGAGUGUGUCCUCUUGCGCUAAGCCAGCCUGGUGUCUGUAACCGAGGACGAGGAUCCUUACACUGCCUGGAUAUUUGUGUGUGAAUAUUUAAUGGUGCUCUGUGACUGUUGAGGUUCAAAAGCCUGAUUGUAUUUUGCUAAGUUAAUUAUCCCUACAAGGGAAUAUGCUUUUCAUUAUUUUCUCCUGAUAUCCUAUUUAUCUUUUAUUUUUAAAACUAUUUUAUGAAUUUUACAUUGUGCCAGUCGGUUGAGAGAGAAAGGGGAACUGUUUCUAGCCCUCGAAUAUGAACCCCUGUUGAUAUAUGCAGCUAUCAUAAUUAUCUGGAUUUCUUGAGACUCUUCCUAGGCAACUUGCGCUCAUAUCCUAUUAAAAAGCAGUAUGUUUUGAGGCUGGCAAGAUGGCUCAGGUGGUAAAAACAUUUGCCACCAAGCCUAAUGGCCUGUGGUCGACUCCCUAGGUGGAAGAUGAGAAUUAACUCCACCAAGUUAUCCUCUGACCUGCAUGUGUGCCCACACUCACACCAACAAGUAAAGAAAUGUAGUAUCAAAAUAAUAAUAGGGGCUGGAGAGAUGGUCCAGGGGUUAAGAGCACUGAUUGUUCUUCCAGAGGUUCUGGGUUUCAUUUCCAGCACUCACAUAAAUGACUCACAACCAUCUAUAACUCCAGAUCCAGGGCAUCUAAUGCUCUUUCUCUUCUUCACAAUCACUAUGCACAUAAGUAGUGUGCACAGAUAUACAUGAAGGGAAAAUGCCCCUACACAUAAAAUAAAAUGGUAACUUUUUUAAAAAAUUAAAAAAUAAUAAUAUGUUAUGGGACAAACAAACUUGAAGAGAAUAUAGGUCAAUGUGGCCCAAUCGAAAUUAGAUUAGACCCAAUCCUGCCAGCCACUUGAAGAAGGUUGUUACCAUUUGAAUGCGUUUCCUUCCAGAUUCCUUAAAACUCCCGUGGCUUCUGUAAUUCCCACUGCAACAUGUUGAAAACAUACAACCUCAGUCAAGCGCAGCCUGUUUGCCGAGAUUUCAUAUAGGAGACUAAACAGUCAGACGAGAUAAUUACGGUAUGCUGUGUCUGGAAAAGGCUUUCAAACCAGCUAAUUGGACGGCAUUUCGAGAUGAAGCAUGUGUCUGAGGGCGCAUCUCAGAAGGCUUGCUGAGCUCCAUGGAGGACUCAAUCAUGAGAGAUUUCUAUGCCACAAAAGCUUCUAAAAGCCCAAGGGAUCUCUUUAGCAAAGAGGUGUGAGUUUGUGUUUCUCUACAGACAAGAUCACUUGAUUAGACUACUGGGCAGGGGUCAGAAAUCAAAGGACAACUUUAGAUGUUUGUUUGGGUUUUGUGGUUUUAAUCGUAUUUUUAACUACGCGUCUGUGUCUGUGCCAGUGUGUGAGUGCAGGUGCUGAUGGAGACCAGAAGAGGGGGGGCAUUAAAUCCCCUUGAGCUUGAGUUAUAAGCAGUGAGGCCCCAGACUUACGCGUUAUACACUAAACUUAGGUCCUCUGCAGGAGCUGCAAGCACUCUUAACCAUGGACCCAUCUCCCAUCCCUGUAUGCUGUUUUGUUUUGUAGUUUAAAGACAAGGUUUCACAACCUGCCUGCCUCCACCUCCAGGUAGGUCCUGGAUCUACAGAUGUGUACCCCCACACCCAGCUCCAGUUGCAGAUUUAAUUUGCUCAAAGUAGCUAUUUCAGAUAAUUUCAUUGCCAAGAAAAUGCAAAUUCCUGCCAGCCUCAGGACUCUUUUUCACCGUGGUUAGCCAGCUCUUAGCUUAGAAGCCUUACAACCCUAGCACAUAGCUACAAGAGAGAAAGCUCUUAUUCUGUCCCCCAAAGGGAUCUGACUUAAUCCCUAGAUGCUUAUACAGGAGGUAUCCAUGUAGGGCCAUUUUGCAUAAUGAGUUUUGCAUACAUGACUUUUGUUGUUGUUAUUUCCUGCAGCCUAGAGAACUGGGAGGGGGCCAUAGCAUCUCCAUGAGGUUAAGAGAAGGAAAGUCGUCUUCUUUUAAUUAAUUGCUUUUAAUACAGCAAAAGGAACAACCCCAAUAUAAGUACAUUUCUAUAAAAUACAGGUUGGUAUAAGAUGGAUCCUAUUUUCCAGGGAGGAAAACAUUUAAAAAUAAACAUCUUGAGUUCUCUUCAUCCUACACAGCAAUCUGAAAGUGAAAAUUUAAGAAAACAAAAUAAAACUCUUAUUUAUGAAGUGUGAGAGCCCAUCCAUCAGUAGGUUAUCACAGCCCCCUGGAUCAGCAGAAGUACUACAGAGGAACCCUGCGGUGGCAGCUAGUGUAUGGCACA
Messenger RNA from Apodemus sylvaticus (European woodmouse), 3719 nucleotides. It is a transcript of the gene Gxylt2, whose product is annotated as glucoside xylosyltransferase 2. NCBI's taxonomy places the organism in Eukaryota, Metazoa, Chordata, Mammalia, Rodentia, Muridae. The coding region runs from base 101 to 1435 and encodes 444 amino acids. The record is from RefSeq and is a predicted model, not a curated record. Gene Ontology annotation, molecular function: UDP-xylosyltransferase activity. The transcript has 7 exons. Gene Ontology annotation, biological process: protein O-linked glycosylation via N-acetylgalactosamine.